AUGGCGGAUUCUUGCAAGCGUUUUAAGGCAUGCAAAAUUCGCGUUAAUACGCAGUCAACAAAGGGAAAAAAAACUACAAGACAUGUGCGUUUAAAUUCAAAGAACUAUUGCAAGAUUUCUCAGGAGUCAAGUUCGAGUAAGCAGAAGUCUUUCACAACGGGAAUGGAAGAAGAACAUGUUGAUGGUUCAAAUAUCGACGAUAUAAAUAGCAGCCAUGAAAGUGAUGACCAAGCUUUUUCUAGUCUUUCACGAUAUCACUUGCGCCGGGUGAAAGAGUAUCACAGUUGGGAAGAUGUGAGGGGGUCUCUUUUGCAAGCACGCAUUGAGGAAGAAGCUUUUUGUGACGAAAGUAUAAUGUGCAUCGAGUGCCAUAACAACUUCGCUGUUUGUCGCUGCGUGGAUUGUGGUCCUAGACAGUUGUUUUGCAUCAACUGCGCGAAAACUAUCCACGAACAACGCAACGUCUUUCACCUACUUGAAAUUUUCAAGGAUGGUUGUUUUGUUCCUUUAUUUGUUAAUCAUGGUGUUUUGACUCUUGAUCACCAAAGAAAUUGUCCAACUGCACAAGCACAAAACAUUAUUUGUAUUGAUGAAAAAGGGCAUCAACACUUGAAAUGGAUCAACUUUUGUAACUGUGAAGAUGCUGCAGUUACACUUGUAAAGUUCCAAUUAUGGCCAGGAUCAGCUGUUAGACCUCAGGUUGCAUUUCAUUUUAAGUUGGUUACACUUGCUGAGACACUUCUAUUGGAAUGCCAUGUAUCGUUAAAGAAAUUUUGUGAUGUGUUGGGCCUCAAUAAGUCCAAUAUGCUUCCUGUUUGGGUUAAGAAUCUCUAUAAAAUAUUGAAUGAUGAUUCUUUUGAUGAAUUUAGAUAUCACCAACAUUUGUUCAAAACAAUGAAACAAUUUGUCUUGCAACAAAAACCUGACAAUGUUUGCCCGUUAUGUCCUUUGCAGAGUGAAACUGAUACUGACAAGAAUGUUGCCAUUGAGUGCAUGGAUGGAUGUUUUGGGCUUGUGAGAAAAAAGUCUGCUGGUGCGAAUCUUUUACCUGCCAGACACAAUGGUACAUUUUUUGCCAAUCAGGAUGAUGUCGAUAGCUUUGUUGAUGACAACUCAAAGAAGGCAAAGCAAGCCCCUACUGAUUGCAAUGAAUUUAAAUCUGGUGAGGUUAGUAACAUGUUACGAUCCAAAGGAAGAAAUAAGCUUUUUGACGAGAAGGGAGUGUUUGGUAGAGUAUGCAGACAUGAAUACCCAAGGGGAUUUAUGAGUAUCAAACAUGGAGAAAGGAUAGCAUAUUCAGUGUAUGAGGUUAAAAAGCUUCUGUGUCAUUAUGAUGAGGAUACUGAUGUUAAAAUAAUGUAUGACAUUGCAUGUACUUUGUCUGCCCACCUAAAGAAAAACGAAGAGCAUACCAUUCUUGGACGCAUUGACUUGGCAAUUCCUGUUUUCCAUGCAUAUGGACAUAAAUCUUCUUGCCAGGUUGCUUUUGGUCCUAGAAGAAAGGAGGGAUUUGGCCUUACUGACGGUGAAGGAAUUGAAAGACUUUGGUCUUACCUCAGAGGAUUUUCAUCAAUGACAAAGGAAAUGACAGCUGGUCGAAGGGUUGACGUAUUAACAGAUGCGCUUCUUCACCAUGCAAGACAUCGUCUUCUACAGUUUGGUCCGGCAUUGUUGUCUAAAAUGCAAAAAACAAAGAAACUAAUGGAAAACUCAGUAGUACAGUUGGAGGAGAUCUUUUCAGAUUUUAAAGGUAGAACAUCUUAUCUAACAUUUGAUAGUAUUAAACAGUUAUUGGAUGAGGCUUUUGUAUAUGCGGAAAAUUUCAAUGUAAGUGUUAGUAUCAUAGUGCUGUCAUAG
This is a messenger RNA of Dendronephthya gigantea, 1857 nucleotides long. RefSeq lists its product as uncharacterized. The transcript is spliced from 11 exons. The record is from RefSeq and is a predicted model, not a curated record. NCBI's taxonomy places the organism in Eukaryota, Metazoa, Cnidaria, Anthozoa, Malacalcyonacea, Nephtheidae. Bases 1 to 1857 code for a protein of 618 amino acids.